Molecule: messenger RNA, 2513 nt
Organism: Caenorhabditis angaria
Lineage: Eukaryota; Metazoa; Nematoda; Chromadorea; Rhabditida; Rhabditidae
Source: the annotation of a GenBank genome assembly
AUGAAUGAAAGGUGGGAGAAAGGAAUUGUUGUUGGUAUUUCGAAUGAAUGUUAUUAUGUUGCGUCAAGAAAUGAGGUAAAACAUAAAAUUUUCCAAUUUUUUUCAUAAAAUUUUGAAAAAACCGCGAAAUUUCAGGAAUAUUUUCUACGCAAAAAUUCGACUGAACACUCCUUCAAAAUCGGCGAUUGUAUGGAUUUCACAUUUGGUAUUGUCGAUACAUCGAAUGGUCAAACACAUCGAGGAAUCGUGUUGAAACAUGAGCGAUGUGCACAAUUUGUCGAAUGGAAAUUGUUGAGAACGAAAAAUGCGGCGAUUCUGAAGUCGGAUAUUAUUGAGGUGACUGUUGAGAAUCAUCCGUAUUCGAAGCGACCGGUUCGAUGUGUGCGGACCAAGUUUCUUGAGGUAGUUUUGAGAUUUUAGGGGGCUUCUAAAGGCUUCCUAAGGCUUCUAAAGGCUUCUAAGGGCUUCUAAAGGCUUCUAAAGGUUUCCUAAGGCUUUCAAAAGCUUCUAAAAGCUUCUAAGGGCUUCUAAAGGCUUCCUAAGGCUUCUAAAGGCUUCUAAAAGCUUCUAAAGGCUUCCUAAGGCUUCUAAGGGCUUCCUAAGGCUUCUAAAGGCUUCUAAGGGCUUCUAAAGGCUUCUAAAAGCUUCUAAAGGCUUCUAAAGGCUUCCUAAGGAUUCUAAAGGCUUCCUAAGGCUUCUAAGAGCUUCUAAAGGCUUCCGAAGGCUUCUGAAGGCUUCUAAAGGCUUCUAAAGGCUUCUGAAGGCUUCUAAAGGCUUCUAAGGGCUUCUAAAGGCUUCUGAGAGCUUCUAAAGGCUUCCUAAGGCUUGUAAAGGCUUCUAAAGGCUUCUAAAAGCUUCUGAAGGCUUCUAAGAGAUUCUGAAGGCUUCCUAAAACUUCUUAAGGCUUCUAAAGGCUUCUAAAGGCUUGUAAAGGCUUCUGAGGGCUUCCUAAGGCUUCUAAAGGAAACAUUUCAGAAAGUUUAUGAUAGUGAUGUUGAUGUUGAUCGAAAAACACACGGUCUAACCGAUUCGGAUUUAUUGAAUAUGAAAGCUGUUGCUAUUCGAGUCACCAACGCAGAAAAGAAAUAUUUUUGGGCGAUUCUUGGCUGCGAAAGAAAAUUAAAUGAAUCCCUGCAAAAUUUCACGAGUGAUAGGAACAUGUUAGAAGGAAUUGUGCUAAAAUUGCCAACAAAACCCGGUUAUGAUACAAUCUAUGUUUGGGUUCCCGGAAGACGACGAAGUCUUGUACUUUCUCCGAGUGCCAGGUAUUUUUUUUGUGUUCUGAAUUUCUAAAAAAAAAAAGAAUUUAAUGUGUUUUCAGAGGAAAUCAACCACGCGAAAAGUUUUUGGGAAAUUGGAUCUCGUUUUCUGUUUCUCCUGGUGUUUGUGAAAUCGAUGCGAACAGCAAUAUUCAAAUUAUUGAUGAUAUUCUUCCUACAAGAUUUCAUUCAAAUUCAUUUGAAGUUAGAGUCGAUGUUUCAUUUGAAUAUAAUUGUGACCGAAGAAUUCGAGUUCCUGAAUUGAAAAGUAGAGAUUGUGGAAUUGUGGUGGAUACAUCGGGAACUUUAGGUAAAUUAAUUUUUAAAAAAAUUAUUUUAAUUUUGAAAAAAUAAAAAAUAAAUUCAGAACGAUACAAUCGAUUGAGAAAUUUUGCUGAUCGGGCUUGGGUUUAUACUUUUCCUUAUGAUUUGUCAAGAGAUAUUCGAUUUGUUCUUUCGGAGAAGCAAAAUGAAUGGGAUCGGUGAGACUUAUUGGAACUUGAGCUUGAAUUUCAUGAAGGAUUUUUAGAUUUGAUGAACGAGAUUAUGAAUAUUCUGGAUUUGGAACAUCUCGAGAGCCAAGAAAUCAAUUUUAUGAUGAAAAUUUGAACGAACAAAGAAGAGCUACACCGAAUUCUGAUGUUGAGUGAGUUGAAUAUUUUUUUCUGGAAAAAAAAAAUCAAUUUUCAUUCAGCUCUUGGGAUCGAGAAGAUGAUUUGGAAUCGAGAAAAGAGAAAACUGGUUUUUUCAAUCGAGAAAAAUCGAGAUAUGAUAACUCAGAUUUGAGAAAAAGGGAUGACUCCAACAGUAUUCCAUCAACAUCUCGAAGUUUCGAGGAAUCUCAAUCAAUUCGAAACAAUUUGACAAAAUUAAAGAAGAAAUAUGAUUAUUUGACUGAAAAUGAUAUGGAAAUACCGGAAAAAUUGAUAGAAGAAUUGAAAAAGGCUAGAAUUGAAGAGCAAAAUUCAGCGAAAAUCAAGAAUUUCAAUUAUGAUGAUUUUGAUGAGAAUCAUUCGAGAAUUUCCGAAAUUCGAAAACAAAGAGAAUUAGCGAAGAUUGAAAUUGAUGGGGAAGAAUUGAGAAAAUAUAAAAAGGUUGAUUUAUUUUUUGGGAAGAUUUAUAAAUUUAAAAAAAUUUUUGCAGCUUGUCACUUUGUUUCGUGAUAUGAUGUCGUCUGAAAAAGUUUGCGAUGAAAUGCGAAAAUUUGAUGAACGUUCUAUGAAAAAUAUUAAUCGACUCAUUUUUGAACUAUAA